Magallana angulata is the source of this 3548-nucleotide messenger RNA. Its product is annotated as nardilysin-like. The record is from RefSeq and is a predicted model, not a curated record. Bases 60 to 3278 code for a protein of 1072 amino acids. Gene Ontology annotation, biological process: proteolysis. The transcript has 30 exons. Gene Ontology annotation, molecular function: metalloendopeptidase activity; metal ion binding. Lineage: Eukaryota; Metazoa; Mollusca; Bivalvia; Ostreida; Ostreidae.
AGAAUUAUUGACUUUGAACAUCUAUUAUUAUAGAAAAGUAAACAUGCGUUUUUCGACUUAUGAAUAAAUAUUUCCGUUACCUGAAAUUGUUCGGCCGAGAAAUUAAUUGUCAGAAGAAAGUUCGAAACAUCGGUACUGCCAAACUUAAAUUACUUUGUGGAUCAGCUGAGUUCAAAAGAUCUUACAGUUUGAAAAUGGACCAACAAAUACAUAUUGUGAAAUCAGAAAAUGAUAAGAGAAACUACAGAUGGAUAAACUUAGAAAAUGGUCUGCAAGCUAUUCUUAUAUCGGACCUUCUUGAAAAUGAGGAAGAGGCAGAAGAGGCACCGUGGGAUGAUGAAAAUGAAAGAGAAAAUGAGGAAGAUGAGGAGGAAUCUCAGAAAGAGGCAGACAUGGAGACAGAUGAUGAGGAAGAAGAGGAAGAAGGAGGAGAGAAGAAAUCAGCUGCAGCUCUCUGUAUCUCCAAUGGGAGUUUUUCUGAUCCACCAAAUAUACCAGGAUUGGCCCAUUUUUUGGAGCACAUGGUUUUUAUGGGGAGUAAAAAAUAUCCUCAGGAGAAUAAACUUGACGAUUUCCUUGGAAAACAUGGAGGCUAUACCAAUGCUUGGACAGAUUGUGAAAGGACCUCUUUCCACUUUGAUGUGGAGCAAAAAUACUUUCAUCAGGCCCUGGAUAUCUUUGCCCAGUUUUUUAUCCACCCUUUACUGAGACAAGACUCCGUGGACAGGGAGAUCCAGGCUGUGGACAGUGAAUACCAGAUGAGCCUCCCAAGUGAUGAUGAGAGGGCAUGCAUGCUGUAUGGAUCUCUUGCCAAAGAGGGGCACCCCAUGGGGAAAUUUUUUACAGGAAGCAUAGAUUCCUUGAAAACAAUCCCUCAACAGAAUGGGAUAGAUGUGUAUGGCAACUUAAAGGAGUUUGAAAGUAAAAUGUAUUCAGCCCAGUUUAUGACACUAGCAGUGCAGUCUAAAGUUAGCCUUGACAAACUAGAGAAAUGGGUUCGGGAUAUUUUUUCUGAGGUUCCAAACAACAAAUUACCGAAACAAAGCUUUGACCAUCUUAAGGAUCCAUUCGAUAUGGAAAAAUUUGGAAAAUUAUAUUACAUUGAUCCAGUGAAAGACAAGCACAUGUUGGAAAUUAUCUGGUCCUUUCCUUCUAUGCUGCCACAUUACAGGAAGAAACCAUUGUCAUAUCUGGACUUUUUUCUUGGCCAUGAGGGUGAAGGCAGUUUGUUGGCUUACCUAAAAAGCAGGUAUUUUGCAACCGAGGUAGAGAGUGGUCACAGUUACAAUGGGUUUGAGCUGAACACCACGGCGACCCAAUUUGUGGUGAAUCUGACCCUCACUGACCAAGGCCUGGAUCAGUUCGAGGAGGUGCUGUUAGCUGUGUUCCAGUACAUACACAUGCUACAGGCCAAAGGAGUGCAGAAACGGUACUUUGACGAGAUGAAGACCAUAGAGGAAACCAAAUUUAGGUUCAAAGAAAAGGGGGACCCCAUGGAUUACGUAGAGAGGGUUUCAGAAAACAUGCAGCUGUUUGUUCCAGAAGAUGUUCUAACCGGCAGAGAUUUCUUGUAUGAAUAUGACCCAGAGCUGAUUGCCAAGUGUCUGGCUAAUCUGAGGGCAGACAACUGUUGUGUUUUCCUGUCCUCCAAACAACUAGCGGAGAAAUGUGACAGACAGGAUGUCAAGUGGACCCCUGUUAAGUAUGGAGUGGCCGACAUCAAACCAGAGUGGAGGAAGAAAUGGCAAGAUCCUCCAGCGAAUCAAGACCUUCAAAUGCCAAAACCAAACAAUUCCAUAGCAACUGAUUUUACAAUGGCUGAAGUUGAGGCAGAGUUAACAACAAAGCAUCCCAUAGUUCUGUCAGAGAAUGAGCAUUGUACACUGUACUACAAGAAGGACAUGAAAUUCAAAGUGCCAAAAGCCCAUGUUUGUGUUCAGUUGAUGUCACCAGUAGUCAACCAAUCAGUGAAAAGUCACACCCUGCUGAAGAUAUUUGAGGCCGUUAUGAACCACAAACUGGAUGCCCCAGCCUACCCAGCAAUACUGGCCGGCUAUGACUAUUCAACCCGAGUUGAUGAUACAGGAAUCAGGUUCAAAGUGACAGGAUUCAACCAGAAAUUACCAGAGCUGUUUGAUUUACUUCUGAAUGCAGUGUUUGAGUAUUCUUGUGAUGAUGAGUUGUUUCCCUUUAUGAGGAACAAAGUGAAGAGAGACCUCUUCAAUGCCAUCAUCAAACCCUCAGAACUUGUCAGAAUGCUGCGUUUCUCUGUGCUAGACCCAAACAACAAGUCUGCAGCAGAAAUGUACGCUGAAAUCGACAGUUUAACUAAUCAGGAUUUUCAACAGAUCCUGGCAGAGUUCCGACAGAACAUCAAAGCAGACAUCUUGGUUGUGGGCAAUGUCACGCCAAAGGAAGCCAUGUGGUAUAAAGAGAGGUUGGAAUCAAAACUAAAUGGAAAAGUGGAACCUUCCAGUGUGUACAAGAGGCGGCUGUACCAGAUUCCCAGACAGUGGAGCUUCUGUCAGAUCAACAGCUUCAACAUGGAGGAUGCCAACUCUGUCAUCACUGUGUACCUACAGUCCGACCCCGGGGACAUCAGAGCCACCGUCAUCAAUGAACUACUGGAUACAAGAAUGCAGGAGCCAUGUUUUGAUGUACUGAGGACACAGCUACAGCUGGGCUACAGUGUCUACUGUCAGAAUCUCCUUACGUACGGCAUCAUGGGAAUGGCUAUUGUCGUCCAGUUCCAAGCCCAAAAGUUCUCGAUGCAUGAAGUGGACAACCAUAUUGAGGACUUCCUUAACAAAUUCAAGGAAAUCUUGGACAAAAUGACCACAGAGGAAUUUGAUACACUGGUCGAGUCCUUGGUAGCGGCCAAACAGACAGAGGAUACUCACCUGGGGGAGGAAGUCAAAAGAUACUGGGGCGAGUGUAUAGAAGAGAAUUACGUGUUUGACAGAUUAGAGAAAGAGGUAGCCAUAUUGAAGACUUUGACCUUAGAUGACUUGAAGGAUUGGUACAAACAAUAUUUGGGGGAGAAUCAAAGACGAAUAAGCUUUCAGGUUCUGGGUAACCCUGAAGUAGAGCAAGCGGACGUGUCUUCCCCUAAAGAAGUAAUGGAGCCGCCCCACAAGAGAGCCAACACAGACAAGGAGCGGUGCUACAGGAUGAUCCCAGUGAGGGACUCGAGCUACCAGGACCACCAGUGUAUCACUGACAUGCACAGCUUCAAGUCCAAGCUCACAUUGUUCGACCAUCACUGUGUAACCAAGUGACCAAUAAGAACAAAUGAUAAAAAAUUUAGGCUUGAAUUUAUUUUGCUAAAAAUUCCAAAAGGAAAUCAAAAAGACUUUGGACAAAUUGGCUUUUUUAUGUGUAUUUUAUUAUUAUGUGGAUUGAGAAAUGCAACCAAUUUCUUGGAAGGAAUUUAUUUUUACACAAAGUGUAUGGUUGUCUAAAUUACUUGUACAUGUAUCACCUGUAUGUUUAACACACCAAUGGAUGGUGUACAGUUAAUGUAAUGUACAAUAAAAGGUGAAACUUGG